Alternaria atra is the source of this 1845-nucleotide messenger RNA. RefSeq lists its product as uncharacterized. The record is from RefSeq and is a predicted model, not a curated record. The coding region runs from base 1 to 1845 and encodes 614 amino acids. NCBI's taxonomy places the organism in Eukaryota, Fungi, Ascomycota, Dothideomycetes, Pleosporales, Pleosporaceae. The transcript has a single exon.
AUGGACGCCGAACGCCCCAAUCUAUCUACUACCUUACCAAGGAACUUCAUGUUCCAUUACCAUGACGGCCCGGCCCCACAAACCCCCGAGCCAGAGCCGCAGCCCGAGCAGUUGCAACCGCCGCCGCCACCUCGACAAGUGCUCAAGGUUCGUCGUCGCCGUGCCACCUUGGUCAUGAACCACGACGACAUGGACGCAAUCAUGGAUCAGCGACCCAUUCCAACCAUUGAGGCUCCCGAAAUCAUGUCUGAAACUUCGAGCGACCUGCCACCGUACUCACUGCCUCAAAACGACGCGUUCUUGUCACCAGGCUUCGGCUACAGUCGCAUGCUUUCUCCACCCAAGACUCCCGUUGCGCAGAUGAGAACCAUCAGCCACUACGAAGGACCUCAAGACUGGUCUGACGUCCCACAUGUCAGUCAGAGUGAAACAUCAAGCAGACCCACCUCCUCGUCGGGCUUCUCAGAUUCUUCUGUCUCGUCCUGCGAUAGCAUCGGUUCAUUCAUGUCGAGAAGCGGCAGCUGCACGAGUCCCGAAGAAGAACUGUCAGACCCCUUCGCGUUCUGCCCACCCACAAACAAGUCUCAACGUCAAACCUCGCCUUCAAUGGCUACCCCACAGCCUCGCCCUGCUAAGAAGCUAAGGUUGAGGGCAACCUUCAGUGAAGAAAUGGAUCACCACUUGUGGAUGACUUACAUGAAGUACCUCCAAGAUCCUACAGUGACGCCCUUCAAAGCCCUUCCGAGCACCACUCCACCGAACGGAGUAUGCCAUCGUGUAGCGAGGAUGGCCCGCAAGACCUGGAAGGGCCCAAAGCACACUCGCGCUGGUGGUCUGCACGCAGCCACACCUGUAACUCGAUCAAGCAAGUUAUUAACACGCUACCCCAGCGAGAGGCAGUGCCGAAAGCGAUUACGAGACUUGGCCAAGCAAAAGCCGACUCUGUCUGCACACUAUCAGCGUAUGCUUCGUCGAUCACCUUCGCCGCUACAAUCCUCUCCUCCGCCGGAGCCCGAACCACAGCAACCACAACAACCACAACAACAGCCAUUGUCGUCGCCGUUCUUACAGGGCUCUACUAGCUUUUCCACAAGAGACAUGAACUUGUCGCUAGCUACAAGCACUGCCGCAUCGAUGCAGUUAGGAAACCCGUUGUCGCAACUUGCCAACGAUAUAACACCAAGACCGUCGCCGCGAACAUGGUCAAGUGCGCGUUCUUUUGCUCAUCAGAAGUCGCAAUCGCUUCAUAUCGGUUUGGGACUGGGCAACGUGCUGGGUUCACCUUUCCAUGCUAGGUCUGAGUCCAGCAACAGUAGGAUGAACCAGAGCAACGCGCGAACGUGGCAUGCGCCGUCAUCCUCUGCCCAAUCACCACGUCUUGGCUCACCUUUCCAACUACACGCGCCUCGACCCAAGUCAAGAGUGUUCAAGCGACGUGCGCUUCACAACAGCUUCGAGGAUAGGGCGCGAAACCGCGGGGACAGCUUCGUCAACGAGAUCUUUGGGGCGCCAGCUGAGUCAAGUCAUCGUCGUGUGAGGAGCCGCGGCUUCAGUUUGGGUGACAUGAUGGAAGGUGCCCGACGACUGCCUCUGGUCAACGAUCCGUCAGGAUUCAACCCGUUCGCGCACGCUGGCUCUGCCAUGCCUAGCCCAGCUCAAACCUCGCCCGCCGUGCCAGCUGAGUUUCAGAGCAAAGGUACCGUUCGACUGGGCUCACCGUUUGUUGGACGCUCGAGCAAUACCUUUCCUCGGGCGACAGUCUCGCAUAGCUUCGAGCCUCCAGCAUCAUUCGAACAGCGUUUCGCCGGUGUGCCUAGCGACUCGGCGUACCUAUAUCGAUCAUAG